Ectocarpus siliculosus is the source of this 342-nucleotide messenger RNA. NCBI's taxonomy places the organism in Eukaryota, Phaeophyceae, Ectocarpales, Ectocarpaceae. The record is from the annotation of a GenBank genome assembly.
AUGGGUUUCCAGAAGGAAGUGCUCAAGCCGGCUCCCGCCGGUGCCCAGAAGCCUCAAAAGGGGCAGAAGGUGACCGUGCACUGCACCGGGUACGGAAAGAACCGCGACUUGUCCGAGAAGUUCUGGAGCACGACCGAUCCAGGACAGGUACAACGUCAAGGCAUGCGAAACCUAAGAGCGCCCCACCCCCCACUCGUGCUGCUGCUGCUGCUGCUGCUGCUGCUGCUGGCCGACGCCUGUGCUACUUGUGGGAACCGUCUCGGCCCGUCCAGCUUCCCGGCGUGGGGAAUCAUGCCCGACUCUACCCUGUGCUUCGAGAUCGAAGUCCUGUCUAUCGAAUGA